AUGGUCAAAGAGACCAAACUUUACGAUUCGUUAGGCGUAUCAUCGACAGCCACGCAAGAAGAAAUCAAGAAAGCAUAUCGCAAAGCAGCGCUCAAAUGGCACCCGGACAAGAACAAGGACAACCCGCAGGCAGCCGAGAAGUUCAAAGAAUGCUCGCAAGCAUACGAGAUCCUCUCCGACCCCGAGAAGCGCCAGACAUAUGAUCAGUACGGCCUCGAAUUUAUACUGCGCGGCGGCCAGCCUGCGCCAGAGGGUGCUGACCCCGGAGGCAACCCCUUCGCUGGCGGCGGUGGCUUCCCCUUUGCUGGCGCUGGAGGUAUGCCUGGCGGCGGUGGCGGCGCGCGCACAUUCCACUUCUCGACUGGCGGCGGUGGGGGCGGUGCCAACGGCUUCAACUUCUCGAAUCCAGAGAGCAUCUUUUCCGAAUUCUUUCGCAGCGGCGGCGGCGGCGGUAUGGGCGGCGACGACGACGACUUCGGUGGGUUUGGAAUGGGCGGCAUGCCCGGUGGCAUGGGGGGCUCGCGCGGUGGCAGGGCGCCAGGAGGUCGGUUCUCGGGAGGCAGGAGGGCGCCCGAGCCCGAAGUCACAGUCGUUGAGAAGCCGCUGGCGAUCACGCUUGAGGAGCUGUUCAAUGGCACAACGAAGAAGCUCAAGAUCAAGCGGAAGACGUUCGACCAGGCCACGGGCAAGCAGAGCACGCAGGACCGGAUCCUGGAGGUACCUAUCAAGAAGGGCCUGAAAGCCGGCAGCAAGAUCAAGUUCUCCGACGUCGGCGACCAGGUCGAGGGCGGGACACAGGACCUGCACUUUGUCGUUGCGGAGAAACCGCACACCCUCUUCACCCGCGAAGGCGACGACGUCAAGCGCACCAUCGAACUCGACCUCAAAGAAGCCCUGACUGGCUGGCGGCGCACCGUGCAAACAAUCGACGGCAAGCAAUUGAGCGUGGGCAGCAGCGGGCCUACAGGCCCUACCUGGACAGAGCGCUACCCCAACCUCGGCAUGCCUAAGAGCAAGAAGCCCAACGAGCGCGGCGACUUCAUCGUCGGCGUCAACAUCAAGUUCCCCACUAGCCUGACGCUGCAGCAGAAAGAGCAGCUCAAGACGAUCUUGUAG
Messenger RNA from Ascochyta rabiei, 1116 nucleotides. RefSeq names its product Molecular chaperone (DnaJ super). The coding region runs from base 1 to 1116 and encodes 371 amino acids. Gene Ontology annotation, molecular function: protein-folding chaperone binding. The transcript has 4 exons. The record is from RefSeq and is a predicted model, not a curated record. NCBI's taxonomy places the organism in Eukaryota, Fungi, Ascomycota, Dothideomycetes, Pleosporales, Didymellaceae. Gene Ontology annotation, cellular component: cytosol. Gene Ontology annotation, biological process: translational initiation.